This is a messenger RNA of Aureobasidium melanogenum CBS 110374, 1650 nucleotides long. RefSeq lists its product as uncharacterized. Lineage: Eukaryota; Fungi; Ascomycota; Dothideomycetes; Dothideales; Saccotheciaceae. The transcript is spliced from 4 exons. Gene Ontology annotation, cellular component: mitochondrion. Gene Ontology annotation, biological process: anterograde axonal transport. Bases 1 to 1650 code for a protein of 549 amino acids. The record is from RefSeq and is a predicted model, not a curated record.
AUGGCUGAAGAAGAACCCAAGACUGCUCCUGUCCAGUCACAGGAGGCACAGAACGUAAACAGAUCAGCGACAUCUGCCGCGUUAUUUGAAACUGACACGAUCUCAGCACCUGCCACCAGCGAACCCAUGGACACAUCCGCCGACAAAACUGAGGCUAAGGAGAACGAUGCAGCACUUGCUGGCGCACAAGCAACCACUGAAGUUACCGCACCAGACGGCGAAGGAAAGACAGAGGCAGACGUCCUCCCUUCUGAUGUCGUAGAUGCCGCAACUCCUUCAGGCAACAAGAACGGAAAGAGAAAGUCCACUUCGGGUGUUCCGGAGCACAAGAGCAAGAAGCUGAACAAGAAGAAGUCGGUAGCACAGCUGAAUCUAGACAUCAAGCCGGGCGACUAUUACUGGGCCAGACUGAAGGGCUAUUCUCCAUGGCCUUCAAUCGUCUGCGACGAGGAUAUGCUUCCUGAGAUUCUCCUGGGCAACAGACCUGUCAGUGCCAAGCGUGCUGAUGGAUCCUACCGCGAGGACUACGAAGAUGAUGGCAAGAACGCUAAAGACAGAACCUACCCUGUCAUGUUCCUGGGAACCAAUGAGUUCUCUUGGAUGGUCAACACCUCUCUCACCAAGCUGGAGCCUGGCGACUGUACCCCCGACAAGCAGACCGGCAAAAUGUCCAAGGCUUUGAAGGAGGCUUAUGACAUUGCUGAAGAACGCCACGACCUUGAUUACUUCAAGAACAUGCUCGAUGAAUUCAUGCAGCAACAGAAGCAGGCUCAGGAAGAAGAGGCUGCCAAGCAAGCUGAGAAGGAGGCCAAGGCUGCUAAGAAGGCCGAGAAGGCUGCUGCAGACAAGACCAAGGAGAAGAAGGACCGCAGAAAGAGCAAGAGCAAGGAGACUGUUUCGGAUGCGGACGACAUGGACCUUGACGUUCCUGAGAAUGCAGAGGCCAAGCCCACCAAGAAGAGAAAGAAGGAUGCCGACAGCGAAGGCGAGGGUCCCAAGCCCAAGAAGACACCCAAGGCCACAAAGGUUGCCGCCACCAAGACUAACGGCGAAUCGGCUAAGAAGGCAGCCAAGCCCAAGAAGGUUGUGCAAAAGCCUGCUGAUGAGGAACCUGCUACCGAAGCCGAGAAGCUGGAACGUCGCGAGAAGGCCGUCCUCUACCUCCGCCACAGACUGCAGAAGGGCUUCUUGAUGCGCGAUCAGACACCCAAGGAAGAUGAGAUGUCCACCAUGAACGACUUCUUCAACCAACUCGAGGGCUACACAAACCUCGAGCCUGCCAUCAUCCGUGGCACAAAGAUCUACAAGGUGCUCCGUGGUAUCAUUAAGCUCUCGUCAAUCCCCAAGGAGGAGGAAUUCCAGUUCAAGAAGAGAUCAAACGACCUUCUUGCCUCGUGGCACGAAGCACUCGGCUCCAAGGGUGAUGAGAAGGAGGAAGACAAGGCCGAGGACAAGGACAAUGGCGAAAAGGCAGAGAAGCCCGAGGAGGUUGUUGAGAAGGCUGAGUCUAAGGAGCCCACUGAGGCUCCCAGCACCACUGAGGCUGCUGAGAACAAGGAUGUUCCUAUGACUGACGUGAAGGAGGACAAAGCUGAGGAGGCCGCUCCCGCCGCACCUGCUGCACAAAGCGAGACUGCAGCCGCCGAGUAG